AUGAAGCUCACCAUCCUCACCGUCCUCGGGCUCGUCCCCGUCCUCCUCGCCGCCCCUGUCCCAGAGGCUGAGCCCGAGGCCAACCCAGGCGACUAUGGUGACUACGGCGACUACAAGAACACGGGCGUGGGCAAGUACGGCAGCUACGGCGACUACAAGAACCCCCCAGAUGGAGGGUACGGCAGCUAUGGCGACUACAAGCAGCCCCCAGACGGAGGGUAUGGCAGCUAUGGCGACUACAAGGACGUCAAGCCCGACGGGCCCCCUACCUAUGCCAGCUACGGCGACUACAAGGACACUGGUGGCAAGCCAAACAACUAUGGGGACUACGGAAACUAUGGAAAGUACGGCAGCUAUGGCAAGUACUAG
Clonostachys byssicola is the source of this 369-nucleotide messenger RNA. NCBI's taxonomy places the organism in Eukaryota, Fungi, Ascomycota, Sordariomycetes, Hypocreales, Bionectriaceae. The record is from the annotation of a GenBank genome assembly.